AUGUCAACGCACGCUUCUUUCCCAGAUCUCAAAGGCAAGGUUGCCCUGGUCACCGGCAUCGGACAGACUGGCAGCGAUGGCAAUGUUUGGGGCGACGAGCCAAGGGUAUGGGGCAAUGGUGCCGCCACCGCCCGUCUUCUCGCAUUGAACGGCGUCAAGGUCUUCGGGUGUGAUAUCAACAUGGUCAGUGCCAAAAACACCCAGCAGCGGAUACAGGCCCUUGGAGGUGUUGUCGAGAUCGCGGAGGCGGACGUAACCAAGAGCGGAGACGUGAAGAGGCUAGUACAGGAAGCACUCAAGGCCUUUGGUCGCAUUGAUAUUCUGGUGAACAAUGUUGGUCGCUCGGAGCCUGGAUGUCCUGCCACAAUGGAGGAGCAUAUUUGGGAUGCCCAGGCGGAUCUCAAUGUGAAGUCGGUAUAUCUUACCUGUCAUGAGGUUCUUCCCCUCAUGGAAGCCCAAGGCAGCGGCAGCAUCAUCAAUAUUGCCUCCAUUGCCGGCCUGCGCUAUAUUGGAAAGCCGCAAGUCGCCUACUCAACCUUCAAGGCCGCCGUGAUUCAGUUCACCAAGGCGACCGCUGUCAUAUAUGCGCCUAGAAAGGUUCGCCUGAACAGUGUGGUGCCAGGACUCAUGCACACGCCUCUCGUGGGCUACCUGGCGGACAAAUAUGCUGGUGGUGACAUCGAUGGCUUCGUAAAGAAGCGAGAUGAUGCGGUCCCAACGGGUAAGCAGGGAGAUAGCUUUGACAUUGCCAACGCGGUGACGUUCCUCGCUUCUGAAAGUUCUAAAUACAUUACUGGACAGAAGUUGGUGGUAGAUGGUGGUAUCACAUCUUCGACGAGAUAG
Messenger RNA from Clonostachys byssicola, 843 nucleotides. The record is from the annotation of a GenBank genome assembly. Lineage: Eukaryota; Fungi; Ascomycota; Sordariomycetes; Hypocreales; Bionectriaceae.